AUGGGUCCUCAGAAAAGAUACAUUUGUUCCUUCUGUGCUAAGGCUUUUUCACGGUCUGAGCAUAAGCUCCGUCAUGAACGUUCUCAUACGAAGGAGAAGCCUUUUGUCUGCAAUGUCUGCGAUAAUUCCUUUGUUCGAAGAGAUUUGCUGCAACGGCAUUGUCGAACUGUUCAUGGAAUGCUUUUGAAGGAAAACAUCGAUGCCGCGGUGAAUAUAAAGCAAUACGCAACAGGAUUGGCUGAGAGUUCAGCAAACGAUCUGGUUGAACCAAGUCCCAGUCAGAAUCCAACCCUAAACACUCCCAGCUCGGUUCCUGUUGGUGAUUCGUUUCUGGAAAAAAAUAUCAUCUCUUUAUUAACGUUAUGCAAGAAAUUUAGCCAGGUAUCAAUUGAUCUACAGUUAGACAAUAACAUUUCUGGGUAUCUGUUAACUUAUUGCAAUAAUUUUCAGUUUCGCCCUGAGUACCCUUCAUUCUUCAAAGUGUUUGAUACUUCGUCGACUGUGAACCCUUCUCCGGAGCCGUUUUCAAGCCAUUUUCUGACUAAUUCCAGUUCAACGUCAUCCAGGUUUUUAAGCCUAGAUGGAAAUAGUGAAUUCCUUUAUUUAAUUAUCUGUCUAGGGGCUUGUGAACAAUCACAAUCUUUGGAUGCAAUCAAGCUAUUUAACAAGAGUUGGGCAAUAAUAAUCAAUAAAAUAUCAAAUCAAUUAAUUAAUUACAACAGUGACAACUUUUCAGAAUUCAUCGAGAACUUGAUCCUCUUAUGUUUCAUCUAUCUCAAUUAUUUUGCAAAUCAUGACUUUGAGGAUAUUGAUAAUCACAACAUUGACCACGACAAUAUAAACAUUGUUCUACCAUGUCCAGUUAUAACGUUGGAUGUCUUGUUCGAAUACCUUAACAAUAUUAUUAGCACGCAUAUUAAUAACAAUUCCUCCAAUCCAUUGGAAACGGUUGAACCUUUCUAUUGGUAUGCGUAUGUGCUGCUGUCGAAAUACUCGUUCAUCUAUAACAAAUCACCUUCAUCAUUGCAUAUGUUCCUAGCUGACAAGUUUCUUCCGAAUACUCAGGUCACUAUGGCUCAAUUACUAAGGAAUUUAUCAGUUACUUCGUUAACUGACCAGCCUGAAACAAUUGUUUCACAAUUGGAAUAUUCACAGGAUGACAUUUCCAAAAAUGUGUUCUUGAAUAAUAUGAAUCUAGUUGUCAAUCACAGAAUUAGCAACAUUGAGCAAACGCUCAUAUGUGCGCUUUUGAAUGAACUACAGAUGAUCAAAUUCAAUGAUAACCAAAUUAGAAAAUCCACCUCCAAAAUUCAACAUGGUAUUUUCAAUGACAGCAAAAACUUUCUUCACAACGCAAUUAUUCUAGCUAACAAAUCGUUCAACAAUAUUUACAACGCAGUGAGUGAUGAUCCAGGAAGUUCAGCUCUUCCUUCAGGGAAAGAAACGUCAUUCAAUGACUCAGUCGGUGCAACCGCAGUGAAUAUCAUACAGGAGAAUAACAAAGGCAAGCUGGAGGCUAAUUACCCACCAAAAGUAGCAGACCUGAUGAAUAACAACAAAUUUGUAGAGUUUGUCAAUUCAUUGAUUCUCAACAAGAAGAAACUGCUUAUCAAUUGUCCACUGAAGUUCCAUGACCUGCUAUUCAAUUACCUUUUUUUGCCUUUGCAGGAUUACAACUGGGUUCUGCUGUCUUUAACAUUGAAAGACUUCAUGUAUGAAGUGGAAUCUUUAUACAACACUUUAACGUCCACCAGUCAACAUGUCCCAUCAGAAAAUGCGGAAUUUGAUAUUGCCAAGUUUUGUCAUUCUUCGUUGACUGUUCCAGACAUCAAAUCAAACUUGGAAAAGUUCAUUUUUCAUCCAUUUAACAAGAUGCUAGUUGUGAAUAACAACCUUGGCUUGACAACCCUGCCUUUGCUAUUUAUCUCACUAAUUUACAAUAACAAACAAAGCUUUGCGAGUAUCAAGUCGUUUUUAAGUCUUCCUAGUAACAAACUUUUACUGCUGGAGUUUAUCAUCGGAAAUUUCCUGCUUCUUAUUAGGAUACUAGUACAAAGACGAAUUUCUUACAGUUCGCAAGUUGUGGAAGAUACAGAGGAAGACACACCUAUCCUGAAUGUUAUUAUCUAUCUAAUUAGUGAACUGGGAUCUGGUUUUUCUGCUAUUCAUAAUUCAGAGGGGCAUAAGAAUAGGAGUUAUUCCAUCACCAUUGGAAUCCUUCAAAGUCAAGUUCAACAAAGCAAAAGCAAAAAGAGCUCUGGAUCCAAAAAAUAUGUUGGUUCAGAAAACGACCUUGAUGUGUCUGGAAUGACUUUGCAACAAAUUCUUACUAAUGAUGACUUGUACAAAUUUAUACUUCAAAACAUUGAGAAAUCUCUUAUCAAUUGGAUCAGCAUUCUGGUAUCCAUUCAAAUGUCUACAACAAACUUAAUAUUGGCACUGAAUGUAGUGAUGAAGUCGAUUUAUGCCAGUGCUGCAAUGGAGAAGUUUAACGGUGCGGCCAAUAAAUCACCAACCAACUUCAAUAACAAUCACAACAACAACAACGCUCUUGAUUUAGCGACUUAUCAGACUAAUGUUCAAAAGCCUGUGGUUGAACAUGAAUCUUCGGCACAAGAUUUACCCAAUAAGAGAAUCCGCCUUCCGCCUAUCUUACAGUCACCAAUCCCAGGAUCUAAGGACGCUGACUAUAUGGUUAAUGGUGGGAAUGCAAAUAACGGUAAACAGGAUGGCCUUUUAUGGGGGUUUAAUUAG
Molecule: messenger RNA, 2754 nt
Organism: Komagataella phaffii GS115
Lineage: Eukaryota; Fungi; Ascomycota; Pichiomycetes; Pichiales; Pichiaceae
Exons: 1
Coding region: 1-2754 (917 amino acids)
Biological process (GO): regulation of transcription by RNA polymerase II
Cellular component (GO): chromatin
Molecular function (GO): RNA polymerase II cis-regulatory region sequence-specific DNA binding; DNA-binding transcription factor activity, RNA polymerase II-specific
Source: RefSeq, a predicted model, not a curated record